UCGACAGUCAUCUAAGCGGUGUUCGCUUCAAUUCAGCGAAAAGCUGAGCCACUGUGUAAUUAUUUGCUCUGGAAAUGUCCGAUAUCCACUAUCUUGGCUCGUUCAACUAGAUAACUCGUUAGUCUCGUACCAACAGUCCCCUCGGCAAGAUGUGGAUCUACCUGCUGAUAACGGUUAUCACGCUCUCGAUUUGGUUCGUGCGACGAAAGUACUCCUUCUGGAAGCGCCACAAUGUCCCCUUUAUCGAGCCGCGGUUCCCGUUCGGCAACAUCCAGGCCGUCGGACGGCGCGUCCACUCGUCCCAGCUGAUGACCCGCUUCUACACGCAAACGAAGGGCAAGCAUCCGUUCGUCGGGAUCUUCUUCUUCACCAAUCCGGUCGCGCUGGCGCUCGAUCUGGAGUUUGUCAAGUCCGUACUGGUGCGUGACUUUGCGUACUUCCACGACCGUGGAGUGUACUUCAACGAGAAGGACGACCCAAUCUCCGGACACCUGUUCAACAUCGAAGGAACGCGAUGGACGAACCUGCGGAAGAAGCUAAUUCCGACCUUCUCCUCCGGCAAGAUGAAGAUGAUGUGUCCAACUAUCGUGACCGUGGCGGAUCGCUUCCGCGAGUGCAUCCAGAAGCACAUCAGCGAAGAGUCCGAGGUGGAGAUGAAGGACCUGCUGGCACGGUUCACCACCGACGUCAUCGGAACGUGCGCCUUCGGCAUCGACUGCAACAGCUUGAACGACCCGGACGUGGAGUUCCGCAAGAUGGGCAAAAAAGUGUUUGAGCUACCGCCGAGGAGGAUGCUAAAGUUCUUCUUCAUGGCGACGUUCAAGGAGUUGGCGCGCAAGUUCCACAUCAAGGGCACUGCCGAAGACGUGUCGGAGUUCUUUUUCAAGGUCGUUCGCGAAACUAUCGAGUAUCGAGAGCGCAACAAUGUGCAGCGAAACGACUUCAUGAACCUGUUGAUUCAGCUCAAAGAUAACGGCGAGCUGGACGGGUCGGAUGAGAGUGUUGGUAGUUUGAGCUUCAAUGAAGUGGUGGCGCAGGCGUUCGUGUUUUUCCUCGGGGGUUUCGAGACUUCGAGUACGACGAUGUCGUACUGUUUGUACGAGCUGUCGCUGAACACGGAGAUUCAGGAAAGGGCAAGACAGUGCGUGAGGGAUGCUGUGAAGAAGCAUGGAGGGUUGAACUACGAAGCAGCUAUAGACAUGGACUACAUCGAGCAGUGUAUCAACGAAUCACUCCGCAAGUACCCCCCAGGGGCCAACCUGAUCCGCAGCGUCACCAAGGACUACGCCGUCCCCGACUCCGACCUCGUCUUCCACAAGGGCAUGAACGUGAUGAUCCCGGUCUACGCCAUCCACCACGAUCCGGAGUACUGGCCCGACCCGGAACAGUUCAACCCGGACCGGUUCGCCCCGGAGGAAACGGCCAAACGCAGACCGUUCACGUUCAUGCCGUUCGGAGAGGGGCCGAGGAUCUGCAUCGCGGCGCGGUUCGGAAUUCUCGAGACGAAGAUUGGCCUGGCGACCCUGCUGAUGAACUUUAGGUUUUCACGGUGCUCCAAGUCGGUGGUGCCGCUGGUGAUUUCGCCGCGGCAUGCGGUGCUGACGCCGGAGGGUGGGCUUUGGUUGAAGGUCGAGAAGUUGGGGGAAUGAUGUGAUAAAUCAGUGAUUUUAUUAGGAGAAAUUGUAACCUUAUUUUAAACUUAAAUGGAAUAAAACACCGAAGUUUUUA
Messenger RNA from Culex pipiens pallens (northern house mosquito), 1728 nucleotides. Its product is annotated as cytochrome P450 6A1-like. Lineage: Eukaryota; Metazoa; Arthropoda; Insecta; Diptera; Culicidae. Bases 150 to 1649 code for a protein of 499 amino acids. The record is from RefSeq and is a predicted model, not a curated record. The transcript is spliced from 2 exons. Gene Ontology annotation, molecular function: iron ion binding; heme binding; oxidoreductase activity, acting on paired donors, with incorporation or reduction of molecular oxygen.